GAGGCUGCUGCAGCUGGACCGACUCCCGACCGGGACCAGAACAACACCGGCCUACAGACUAACAUCUGAUCUCACCGUGAAUCUGACACUACAGGGUUUCAAUCCACCAUGAGAGACUACUCAGCGGCUCCGAGCAACGGAGGCGCCUGCAUGCCGUGCUGCCAAGUUUGCGUCUUCGCCUUUACCGCAUUUCUCAUCGUUGCAGAGAGGACUGCGCUGAUCUAUUGCUUUGUGUACUACCUAUGGGUGGGUCACAACUACUGCUAUGCCCAUCUCGCUGGCUUCACUGCGCUGUUCCUGCUGCCAGGCUGGGGUCCUCAGUGGCUCAGUUAUCUGUGGUACCUGUCAGAUGGACGCAUCCGCAGGAAGUCUCUCACCUGGACACACAUACUGCACCUGGGUAUCUUCAAAAGGCUGUUGGAGUGCAUGUGUCUGCCAGAUGAGGAUGUGUACAGCGAGAUCAUGCAGCAGGCUGAUGUAUCAGCCUUACGUCUGUUUGAGGCGUUGGUGGUCACCCUCCCUCAGACGCUGCUGCAGACCUACGUGCUCAUCUGCACUGAUAUAGGGAUCAAAUCUCCAGCCUCGGUGUGUUUUGUGGUGUGUUUGUUAUCUCUGGCCUGGGCCUUGGUCCUCUAUGCCAGAGCCUGUUCACUCAUCAGACCAGGACACCUACAAAUGACCCCUGCUGCCAUCCUCUGCCGACUUCUGUGGAGGGUCAGUAUGUUGGGAUCUCGAUUUGCUGUUCUCAUGCUCUUCACACGUAUCUUCAAACAGUGGAUCCUGGGAGUCCUUGGUGUGCACUGGCUGGGUGCAACUUUCUGGAUGGUGUCUCAGCAGACCGACAUCAUACGUUCAACUAGUCGAUGGAGACUCUUCAACCUGGUGCUGGGAGCCAUCCACAUCUUUCUGUUCCUCAAUGUGAAGUGGGGUCAAUCCAGAUACCGCAUGGCUGGGUUCUACCUGGUCAUGUUCUUAGAGAACGCUUUGCUUCUUCUGGCCUCCUCGUGGUUGUUCACCAUGGUGUCCUGGGACACUGUGGGGAUCCCAGCUGCAGUGUUCUGUAGCUUCCUCAUCGGAGUGAUAGCAUUGGUGCUCUACUAUCGUUUCCUCCACCCCAAGUCCUUUGAGAUUUUCCAGAGUAUUCGCCACAGGGGGAUAGGUGGAGCCUGCGCUGAACGUGGAUCUACACUGUCAUUGGAGGAGAAAGUCACACCCACUUUCCAUCGCCAUGCAACACUGUCUGGAGGUGGGACCCUCAUGGAUCUCCCUAUCCAAUGGGAGGGCUGGAAACAUCACCACUGGCUGUUGAUUCGCUUGGCCAUGAAGACGGGGGAUGUCACUAAGAUCUGGACGUCGUAUGGCGAGGGGGGACUGGCUGGACUGAUGGGUCUGUCUGAGGAAGUUCACUCCCCUGAUGAACAUCAUGUCCCUCGGAUGCCGCUUGUUCAGCCGCAGGUUCCUCAGAUCUCACAACCAGCUCCUCAACCACCUCCACCACAGGUGAGAGAGGUGGUCCAACCACCAAAGCCAGUUCCCUCCACUGUGGUAGCCAGGCCAGUGAGAAAAGCUCCACCCACAACAAUCCACGAUAUAAGAAAUUUUCCAGAGAUCAUCCCGGUACAGGAGGUCAUUCCUGAAGAGAGUGCAGAAGACGAGUCCAGCGCUGCACCAUCUGAAAAAGGUGAUGAGGAGUUUCAGAGUGCUGCUUAUGGCUCACCAACACCUUCAUCCCCGCGGCAACCAAGCAGCCUUCGCCAUGUUGACAGCAACGCUGCGUCCCUGACCGAAGCCUCGUCCUCCGUGGGUUCCCUGGACAUCAAGACUCCCGGCUGGUCACCUGAGCGACGUUCCCCUCUCCUGAUUGGUUCUCCAGAGAAAAGGCCAUCACUGCCUGGAGAGUCCACCACUACGCUGUACUUCAGCGCGGAUGCACAAUCUCCCUCCAGUGGGAGCUAUCUGGGCUGGGGCUCCGAGUUGUCGCCCAUCUCCACCUACAGAAGUCCCUACCGGAUCAGGGAGGCUCGUUUUAUCACAUCCACCCCACGCCUGGAGCCUCGAUCUGAGAGUCCAGGUCCAUCUCCUGUUGUUAUCAUCCCGGCCACUCCAGGUACAACUCCGGGCCCCACCCCAGGUGGAAGCCCCGGUGCAUCAACCCCUUCUGCAUCAUCAACACCUGCAGCUUCGACUCCUGCUCCUUCAACGCCCGCUGGUUCAACUCCUGGUACUCCAAUCGUUCCACUCACUCCAGUCAUCUCCCACGCUCGCAAACAGAUGGUCCAGUUUGUGGACACUAGAGAGAGAAUGGUGUAAGGAGGGUGGAGGGUCAAGGGGAAGAACAACUGGGUGGGCAGUGGUGUCUUUUUUAGUUUAGCAGUUUAGGAUAUACAUGAAUUCAUGCAUUAAGUAACCUGGGGAAGGCUUGGCGGGGAGUGAAGGGGUCUUUUCAGCUCAGUUCAUUUGAGUCAGUCAUGGAAGAUAUACAAUAUAAAUUCUUAUUUAUGUUUUUCUCCCUGACAUGAAGAUGCAAGGGUCACAUACGCAGACAUUUAGGAUGCAUAGAUAGCACACUUGCUGGAGGAGAGUGUGAUAGUAUGAACGCCCUCAUAUGCUACUUUGGAAAAGGUGAAAAGGAAGCAUCUGGCAAAUUCAUGUGUAGGAGGUGGGGCUAGUGGUUGUCUGCUAUCUACCGAGGCCACUAGAUGAGUUAUCAGUGACAAACACGGACAUACAAGGUAAUCAGCCAUUCAAACAUGGGGGAUAGGGGGAUUCUUUCAGUUCUUUAAAACCAUUUGCUGAAAAAAAAAUCACUAUUCACUACUACAGGUCAUUAUUUAUAGAAAACUACAUCUGGGUUACUCCUCAAAACACAGAUACAACUUCACAGGUGCUAAUUCAUGUGGGACAUGACUUUUAUUCAUGUAGAUAAACCCUCACACUUGGUCAUUUUUAAUCAUUAUAAACUAACACAAAAAAUGAAUGCAGUUAGGACUUAUUCAGGCAAUGGAGUCAGCUGGUUACCUAAAUUUUAAAGAGCAAACUAAUUGUUAAAACAAUCAUAAUUAUUAUGAUAAUAUUUGAAUCAUGAGUUGUGAUAAAAUCUUAAUCUUAAUCAUGUGAAUCAAGAAGUAACUUAAAUGGAAGAAUUUUCAAAAUGAACCAUUUUAUUAAACUAGUUUACAAACACCAAACAUGCUGAC
This is a messenger RNA of Epinephelus moara (kelp grouper), 3197 nucleotides long. RefSeq names its product XK-related protein 5-like. The record is from RefSeq and is a predicted model, not a curated record. The coding region runs from base 109 to 2310 and encodes 733 amino acids. Gene Ontology annotation, biological process: phosphatidylserine exposure on apoptotic cell surface; apoptotic process involved in development; engulfment of apoptotic cell. Gene Ontology annotation, cellular component: plasma membrane. Lineage: Eukaryota; Metazoa; Chordata; Actinopteri; Perciformes; Serranidae. The transcript is spliced from 13 exons.